AUGGCGGGGGGCAUGCUGUCGCUGCGGGACCAGCGCGCGGUGGUCAAGUUUCUGCGGCUGAAGAAGACUGACCCCACGGAGAUCCACAAGCAGCUGUCCGUGGUGCUGGCGGAGGGCGCCGCCUCCUACCGCGUCAUCCGUGAAUGGAUGCAGGACCUGCACGAGGGGCGCGAGGACCUCAUGGACCAGUGCUCGCGCUGCCUGCAGGGAGGCACCACCCUCAGCAACGGCGUGGCGCCCACAGACCCCGCCGUGGUGGUCAACCUGGAGGAACUGCUCACCUCGGACCGCCGCAUCACCCUGGAGCUGGCGGCGGACCUGGUGGGCGUGACGCAGCACACGGCGCAGACCAUCGUCACCAACGUGCUGGGUCUGAAGCGCGUGUGCAAGCGGUGGGUGCCGCGCCUCCUCACGCCCGAGCAGCGCAACGGACGCAUCGCCACGUGCCGCGAGCUGUCCGACCGCUACGAGGCAGAGGGCGAGGAGCUGUUGGCGCGCUUGGUGACGGGCGAAGAGGCCUUCGUCACCUACUACCAGCAGGAGCAGCGGCGGCCCUCCACCACCUUUAGGCAGCUGCCGGAGCGCAGCAAGAUGGGCAACAGUAGGAACCGCGUGCUGUACUCCAUCUUCUACGACGCCCAGGGUCUUCUGCUGGCCCACCCCGUGCCCGACCAGAGUGCCAUGACGGCCGAGUACUACUCCUACCUGCUGCGGGACCUGCUGCUGCCCGCCAUCAAGAGGAAGCGCCGCUCAGACACCAACAUUGUGCUGCUGCACGACAACACGGCGCUGCACAACGCCCGCGUGGUGAAGCACUCCCUCAAGGACCUGGGCGUGGAGGUUUUGCCCGUGCCUCCCGACUCCCCUGACUUGCUGCCCGCCGAGUACUGGCUGUACCCGCACCUGUGUGACCAGGUGCAGGGCUCCACCUUCAAGGACCGCUCCGCCACCUGGUCCGCCAUCAGCCACCACUGCAACACCUUCACGGAGACAGAGAUGGCCGCCUCGCUCAGGGCGCUGCCGGACCGCUGGAACAGGGUGGUCGAGUUCUCCGGGGGCCUGCACAUCCUUGCUUGCCGCCAGUCACGCUCCCCGCGCCCUCACCUGUGUCUCCCACCCCGCCCCGCCCUCACUGCACCUGUCGCCCCUGCCCUCCACGCCCAUCACGCCGCCCUCACCCCUGAGCCCUCAGCCACACACCACCGCCUGUGUUAG
Molecule: messenger RNA, 1215 nt
Organism: Portunus trituberculatus (swimming crab)
Lineage: Eukaryota; Metazoa; Arthropoda; Malacostraca; Decapoda; Portunidae
Product: histone-lysine N-methyltransferase SETMAR-like
Exons: 2
Coding region: 1-1215 (404 amino acids)
Molecular function (GO): nucleic acid binding
Source: RefSeq, a predicted model, not a curated record